AUGAAGUCAAUUUUUUGUAUAUUCUCUUUGAUCACUUAUAUUGUUGCUUUUCCAGCAAAAGACUCUCUUCAAAGUCUCGAGAGCCUUGAGAGCAGGCAGAGCUGCUCUCUGAACCCGACAAAUCCAUCCACUUACUGGUAUGAAACCAUCACUCACAAUGGAAUCUCGCCUUUUAUCCCCUCAGGGUCUUCCUGGCCUGUAUUCCGCAACGUGAAGUCAUCAACCUAUGGCGCCAAGGGUGAUGGCUCGACCGAUGACUCUGCUGCCAUCCAGAAGGCCAUCAAUGCGGGCAAUAGCUUCGCUGACAGGACCACCAACUCCCUAGGCACUACCGGCCAGCCAGCCGUUGUGUAUCUGCCUGCCGGAACAUAUCUCUUCACAAAACCUAUCCAGCUUUACGUCGGUACUGUUCUGAUGGGCGAUCCUAUCAAUCCUCCUACCAUCAAAGUCAGUUCGGGGUUCAGCGGUAGCUUUGUGAUUUAUGGAAAAGAUCCUCAUCAGGACGCCACCACCAACUUUUACAUCGGCAUUAAAAACAUCAUCAUUGAUUCUACGGCUUUCAACAAAGAUACCAGCCUCACGCUUUUGGACUGGAGUAUAUCCCAGGCUGUACAGCUGAGCAAUGUGGUAUUCCAGAUGCCUUAUGAUUCCAAGGGGCACACUGGACUGUCAAUGCCUGAAGGUGGCUCUCCUAUCAUUAUCAAUGAUUGCACUUUCCAUGGGGGUGUUGUUGGCAUCAACAUGAGCACACAGCAAUAUCACCUUGUCAGGCUAACAUUCAAUGGUUGUACUACCGGAAUCAAGGUCAAUGGCGUUAAGGACUUGGUGGUGCAGGGCGCUUACUUCACCCUUUGUGGUGUAGCAAUUGAUACCACGGAAUAUAACGACAUUGGUUUUGUUGCUGUAAUAGAUUCGAAGGUGGACAACACCGGGGCUCUUAUCAGUACCACCUCUUCUUCCACAGGUCAGGAUUCUAUUGUGUUAGAGAACGUACAGGUUGAUAGUACAGUGUCAUCGACUGUCACCGCAAGUGGAAAUACGAUCCUCACGGGCAGUGUUCCCGCUAAUCAAGCCUGGGUCUACGGUAACUCGUACACAGUUGGAGGGCCCAGCACGGGUGCCCACCAGUCGGGGACAAAGUAUUCCACCGUUCGAUCCAGCGCCUUGAUAGAUGGCUCCGGCAAUUUCCGCAGUGUGAAGCCCCCAACCUAUAAGGAGUACGAUGUCAGCCAAUUCGUGAAUGUUAAAAGCGUAUCGGGAUUCCCUGUUGCUGGAGACGGCAGCACCGAUGAUACGGCCAACCUGCAACACAUUAUCACCGCGAAUGCGGGCUGCAAGAUCUUGUUCUUCCCACAAGGAACCUAUCGAGUGACCGACACUCUCUUCUUCCCUGUUGGUAGUCGAGUCUUUGGUGAAGGCUGGUCCGCCAUCAGCGCAUACGGAUCGAAGUUCUGGGAUCCUACAAAGCCCAUCCCGAUGGUCAAGGUCGGCAACGCGGGUGAUGUUGGCAUUGCUCAAUUCUCAGAUAUGCUGCUUACGGUUGGAGACGUGCUUCAAGGCUGUACGCUGCUGGAAGGUGGAAAUGGCCAAGUCAUUUCUGUUGGUCGAGGCAUGCUCGUUGAGGCAACAAAGGGAACAUGGCUACUAGGAAUAGGUUCAGAACACAACACCCUGUAUCAAGCCAACUUCCAAAGCGCGCAGAAUGUAUUCCUUGGUUUCCAACAAAGCGAAACUGCUUACUGGCAAGACUUCAGUUGGUGUGGCGGUGGAGACGCCCAGUGUCGAAUGGGCUUAUACCAGCGCAUCAGCGGAUCAUCAGCGCUCAGUUUCUACGGCGCCGGCUUCUGGACCUUCUUCAAUAACGGCAAUGGCUGCAGUGGCGAUUGUCAGACAAACGGUAUUUUGAUUGACAACACUCAUGGCCUGUAUUACUUCGGGAUCAACACGCAUCUGGUCAGCACCAUGGUUCGGAAUAAUGGUGUCGCCCUAGUUCAGAAGAGCAACAAUCCUGGCGGCUGGGGCGGUGGUGUUGCUGCGUUCCUUACUGGUUCUCAGUGA
Phaeoacremonium minimum UCRPA7 is the source of this 2058-nucleotide messenger RNA. Its product is annotated as putative exo-beta- - protein. Gene Ontology annotation, molecular function: polygalacturonase activity. NCBI's taxonomy places the organism in Eukaryota, Fungi, Ascomycota, Sordariomycetes, Togniniales, Togniniaceae. The record is from RefSeq and is a predicted model, not a curated record. Bases 1 to 2058 code for a protein of 685 amino acids. The transcript is spliced from 6 exons.